AUGUGUCUUCCUGCCAAAUCACUCGUACCUACAAGUACCGCUCAUCAGCGGUCCACGGGCAAUAGAAAGUCCAGGAAGUACCUGCCAUAUCCUCAGGAUCCACUUCCUCUGGAGCAAUGCAGAAGGUUGGAAGAACAGCUGGAGAAUGGUCUCUCGCAAAUGAAAACUGCGACUUUGUACAAAGGGUACAAAGCCAAACUCCUGACCCGCGAAGUUGCACGUCAAUGUCUCUUUCUCUCAACUUUGGAGGCUGAAGAAGCUGAUCUUACUGCAUCCUAUGCUGAUGCCAUCCAUGCUGAAAAUCAAGAACACUUUGGUUCUGCUGAGGAGGAGUUGCAACAUUAUAGGAAGCAUUUUCUCAGCGUGGGCGCCUGGAAGCUGAUGAUGACAGGAACUAUCUUCAAGCUGUUUAUGAAGAUGAAUGUCGGAUUCUUCGCACUGUCAACAUCCAGACUGAUCAAGUUGCGAAAAUAUUGGACAAACAUAUCGCACAAUCUCUUACGGACUACCACUGAACCCUUCCAUGAGGACUCUGAUGUUACACCUGAUGGAUCAGACGACAUCGAGAAUGAACACCUUAGCUUGUCGGAUCUUGGCUCUGAUGACCUUGCUGUGCUUGAUGUGACUAUCUCAACGAACUUCUCCAUCAGUAUAGGCGUGCGCAAGAUGGGAGUGCUCAUGCCACAUCGCGAAUUGACGAUUUCAUUCAAUUCCCUCGACAAUGCUGAAAGUGACCCAAACCAGGGUCUAUUCGACUUCAUCGACCAACCUGAGGCUUCACACCAUGGCCCAUUCGACUCCAUCAACCAACCUCAAACCAGUCAGGCAUAUCCUUCUAGUUCAUCGUCAUAUAGAGGCUCAGCAUUGUUUGGCGGAGUCUCUGGAGAUCAGGACACCAUUGAUUUCGAUGCACUCGCCUUUGGCACAUUCCUUGAAGAGUCUGGAGCUAAUGCCAGCGGAACAUCAACAAGUCAUGCCAGCACCACUGCCUCUAGGCUGAUCCCUCGGUCAGCGGAGAUUGAUGCGCUCUAUCCAUUACCACCUCCCCAGGCACUGCAGGGGACUGUUGAGAGAACACAGCGCUCUUGUCGCAUCCCUGCGCCAUAUCCUCUGCCAGAACCCAAAGUUAUCCCCCUCAGCACAACUACUACAUCGACCCCACAAACCCUGCAGCAUACGACAAGUGUGGACUUUCCCGUCACCCCCACAAUAAUUGCACCUACCGACCUUGCUGCUCCCAUUGUCACUGUUUCCCCCAUUGUCCCUGUCGCCCCCAUAGUCAUCUCUAUCGACCCUGCCCCUCAACAACUCAGCGCACCCGUCUCCAUCCAGGUAUCAGCUGAUGUCCAAAAGCAGAUCACGCAGACUGCGAAAACCCAACUCAUACGAUACUUGCUCACUUUGCACGCAAUGGCUGGUAGUGACAUGCAGAAAGUCGACUCCAUUGGUGAAUGGCAUGAAUAUUCCGCAGUUCAUGUUUCAAACCCUAUGACAUCAAGUCAACGUCAACAGCUGAUCGGGACAUGGACCUCCAUUUUCAGCAACCUCAUUAAGGAUGUCUGGACCUGUCUUCCAUUCGCUUUUGACAUCUAUCCCCCUGUGGACUCCAACAUUCUCCCCGAUGAAUUCCAGAGGCGUGUCAUAAAUGCAUUGAUCAAUGAUCCCACUCAACCGUUAGCUUUCAUGCAUCAAUUUACUGUCAAUGCUGCCAGGGAUGUCACAAUCUUGGACGGAGUCCUUGACCAGCCCUUCAUAUUGCAAAUGAUAAUUCAUUUUGUGUGGCACAGUGGUACCAGACUAUCAGAAUUCAUCGACGACCCCCUUGAAGAGUUCAACUACCUCUUUGCCGCUAUUGGAGCAAUCGCAAAGCUGAUAUUAUUUGAGCAAUUGUCACACCCUCCGGUCGUUAUCACGCACACACAACUUGAGGCGACAUGCCUAGCGAUAUCACAUCUGGCCGAAGCAUUCGACCCACAAAAAAAAGGGCGAUGGAGAAUGCUGUCUGGAGGACUCGACAUGCGUCAAAAAGACAGCACCCUCUCAUACCACAACAGCGGGCCAAGAAAGCAUGCAACUCACUUGCAUCAAAGGGAGUCAGUCAUUCAGCAAUCCCUUGGGCUAGCAAGUGUAAAGUCCAAUGAAGGCAGCAUGGGUAUUGGGAGGCAGGGGCCACCACAAAAGAAAGAUGAACAAGAUAUAUCUGAUUAUAAACCUAGUGGCGACUCAGGGUUGGAUACUGAUGCAGAAACUGAUGAUGACUUAGAGGAACCGGAGUCCGCCGUAAAGUUCCUGUCAGCUGAAAUACCAAAGUUUGUCUCAAUGUCAGAGGCCGAAAGGCAUGACUUCCUGCUUACCCAACCAACCUGGCCUCGUCCAUCUGAGUCCACACCAAAGCUGACACAGAAAACUGAAUCGUUUCGGUCUAAAUCAACCAUGGCUACCAAGGCUCCCAUGGCUUCCAGGACAAAAUAUGAGUUCAACACACGCGGCCAUACAAGUACACCUGUUUGGGUAGAUGAUUCCAAUGAUGUGGAGGAACUCGAGGCUGCGUCAAAUGACUAUGCCGAUCCGAAGUCUCCAAACGACAACGACCAUCAUGGUGAUUCUCAGGGGCCCAAACUUGUAUGGAAUGCAAACACCGGAAAGUUAAAACUCACAGACCAGGAUAGCAAGACCCAUUCUCACAUCUGCAGCGUCACACCCGUCUAUGAUCACCUCAAGACUAACGAGUCGUAUGUGUCUGCACUUGCAACUCUGGUUGAUGCUCGAGUGCCGCUAUUUCGUAGUGAAUUAAAAGAUGAUGCUUGUGCACAAGUCACGGUGUACUACCAUCUUGGUCCUGAUUGCGUUGAUACUGCUAAGGCUCUGCUGGCGAGCCAUGUUUACCAUUAUGCGCAGCAUUUUGAUGAGAAAAACAACCCUGUUCCGCAGGCGAAAAAACCUUACUCUGCGGAUAUAUUGCCUUACCUAAUGAAGGGAUGUUACUUCAAUGGGUCCAAGUCAGUUGGCAUGAAAUUCGCAGACCGUUUUAAGGAGAUUGCAGGAAACAAGGCCCAACAGCCUGAGGUGUAUGCUGCACUCUUGUGGAAGUCCAACAAAUCUCCCCCCAAGUUCAAUUUCACAGCCAACCAGUUCAGCGAGGUCUAUGCUUUCCAUGUGAACUUUCUCAACGAAAUGGAGGAGAAUGUGCCGAGCAAGUUUCACAAGUUGAUGGCCGACAUUUUCUCAGCUGUCCAGAAACUCUGCUCUAAUGGUGCUGCUGCUGUAGCGUCACACAAAGAUGCUAUGGCUUUCCUUGACCUUGAUGGCAUGGAUGACAACGAGUAG
Messenger RNA from Suillus discolor, 3327 nucleotides. RefSeq lists its product as uncharacterized. The record is from RefSeq and is a predicted model, not a curated record. Bases 1 to 3327 code for a protein of 1108 amino acids. NCBI's taxonomy places the organism in Eukaryota, Fungi, Basidiomycota, Agaricomycetes, Boletales, Suillaceae. The transcript has 25 exons.